CUCAUCUUACCUCUUCCCAAUUCAACAAGAAGGCCAAACACAAAAUAUUUCAGGCUUUAUUUUAAAGGCAAGUGAGACUGCUUCAAAUAAAACAACUCGAAGCUUCCAAGAAACAGUUAAGAGAAGGCGGAGACGAGCAGAAACACUUCUUCGUUGACACACGGUUGCCAUGGACCUACAUAAGCAGUGGGAGAACACAGAAACUAGCUGGCAUAAGGAAAAGAUGGAAUUACUGGACCAGUUUGACAAUGAAAGAAAGGAAUGGGAAAGUCAAUGGAAGAUCAUGCAGAAGAAGAUAGAAGAGCUUUGCCAAGAAGUAAAGCUUCGGAGGAAAAUCAACAUGAACGAACGCUCUAAGGUCAUUGGUCUCGAUCAUGAGAAAGACAUUCAAGAAAUGUUGGAAUCUUCUUCAAACAACCCCAAUUCAGGACAAUGUGAAUUUACAGGGAUGAAUCAUAGGGAUGGUCUGGAGAAAGAAAAUAAAUCAGGGCAGUGCUUACCCUGUGGAGGAAAUCAGUUGUGUAAGGAACAAAAAGCAACAAAAAAAGCAAAAGUAGGGUUUAUGGAUCCUGCCACCACAGACAACCAAAAGGAAUUCCAGGCCUGGCCAGGCCCGAGGACUUCUGAAGAAGAGAGUAAGAGCGGUUCUGGAGCCCUCAGCACUGCUCUUGAAGAACUUGCCAAAGUUAGUGAAGAAUUAUGCAGCUUUCAAGAGGAAAUUCGAAAGCGGUCUAGCCACAGAAGGAUGAAGUCAGACUCUUUCCUCCAAGAAAUGCCAAAUGUAGUCAGUGCACCUCAUGGGGAUCACUUGAUCAAAAAUGGCCCAUGCAUUCUUCCAAUCAGUUUAGAAAAAGAAAAACAGAAAAAUAGAAAGAAUCUGAGCUGUACCAAUAUGCUUCCAGGCAAUUCUGUGAAAAAAUGUGGAAUUGAUACAAUUGAUUUGGAAAGGAAUCAAACCCCACCAAUUCCUCCUCCAAGAAGCACCUCUCGAAAUUUUCCCAGCUCAUAUUCUGAACAAGCCCAAGAAAGAUUGAAGGAAAGUUCAGACUACAACAGCUGGGUGGCCCAGGAGGGUCAAGGUGAAAAGAGCUGCAAUCUUCAUUCCAUUUUGAGGCUGCAAGAGAUGCCUAUAUCAUAUCCAGAUGAAGGAAAGACUAUGAAAGAUGGUAUGAUGUUUUCUUCUUUGACACCAGGAGUCAAAAUAGAUAGCAAGCCUUCAGAUAAUGAAGAUGGGUUUGGCAUGUGGUCAGGUGACAUUGAGAUAGGUGUGAAAAAGAGCCCCUCUUCUUUGUGGUUUCAGAAAACCUGCUCUACCCUCAAUAUGCCAAAAUUUGAAAAGGAGAUCCCAGAUCACCCUGCUAAAUCUCAUUCUGAUCUUUACGUAGGUAAUGGCCGUAGUUCCUCGAUGACACAGAGCAGUGGUCCACCUAGAAGUUUCAGUUGUGGCUUUGAAAGGACUGCAAGGAAUGAAAAGUUAGCAGCAAAGACUGAUGAAUUUAACAGAACUGUAUUUAGAACAGAUAGACAUUGUCGUGCAAUACAGCAAAAUCAAAGCUACUCAAAAUUAUCUGGGGAUCUUAAGCCCUGUGAUAACUUAACAACUCCUGUUGGUAGCAUAUCAGAUAUAUCAGGUAGUGAGAGUGUGACUGGUAUUCUGAAAGCCAGUGCCCAUAUGCCUGUGCCUAUGGGAAAGAUGUCUGAUAAUCCUACCAAGAAAUCCACAGCAGGUCUGGUCAGACAAAUGCAGGAACACAUAAAUCCUAGCAGUUAUCGGAACAUGCUCCACGAGCAUGACUGGAGACCAAGCAAUUUGUCUGGCCGACCGAGGUCAGCUGACCCCAGAUCAAAUUAUGGUGUUGUGGAAAAGCUGCUGAAAACCUAUGAGACAUCAACAGGAUCUUCACUGCAAAAUUCUAAGUGUUUCCGGGAUAAUGGGACCAAAUGUAAUUCUGAUGUCAGUGGUGGUGCUACAUCAAGUCAGCAUUUAGAAAUGCUUCAAAUGGAACAAGAAUUGCAGAGAAAGACAUCUUUGUGUGGGGGACAGCAAGUGAAGCAAGGAAUAGAUUGGAAAAAGAUAACAGAGGAAUCCAUGGCAGUGAAAGUCUCAAAUGGAAAAGGAUUUUCCCGACCUGCCAGACCAGCAAAUCGCCGUCUCCCAUCCCGAUGGGCAUCCAGAUCUCCAUCAGCACCACCUGCCUUGCGAAGAACUGCGCAGAGCUAUACCAUUUCUCUGAGAUCUGAGGCACCGAUGGUCUAAGUCUCUAGUCUGGAUUGCUAGAUUACAAAACUUCUAGUCCCAAUUGCCAAACUGAACAUUCUGAGUGUUUACAGCCAAUCCUGUUCUCUUCUGUAUCAUUCAAGAUCACUGGGACAAACAAUUUCAAUCUUAACUUUCCAUCAGUCUUCAGUGUUUUUAAUCUAUGGAAUAAUUAUCUCCUCAUAUUUUGAUUUCUUAGGUCAGAAUUUUUUAAUGCCAUCUUCAUUAAUUUUCCAAUAUGGUUAAGUUGAAACAAUGUACAAUAUUGUAUAUUCUAACUUUCUUGCAAGUGCAGAAAGCAAGGUUAUGUGCAUGGCCCUGUGUUUGUAGGUGCAUGUGUCGUAAUAGGAAGCAUUCUAGUAUGUAUUUAGGUAAGAAAAACGUAUGUGCUCGUGUUGACUUUGAAAUUAUAACAUGUAUACCUAU
This is a messenger RNA of Marmota flaviventris (yellow-bellied marmot), 2683 nucleotides long. Its product is annotated as KIAA0408 ortholog. NCBI's taxonomy places the organism in Eukaryota, Metazoa, Chordata, Mammalia, Rodentia, Sciuridae. The record is from RefSeq and is a predicted model, not a curated record.